This is a messenger RNA of Felis catus (domestic cat), 3501 nucleotides long. RefSeq names its product potassium calcium-activated channel subfamily N member 2 (gene KCNN2). The transcript has 12 exons. The coding region runs from base 616 to 3186 and encodes 856 amino acids. Gene Ontology annotation, biological process: potassium ion transmembrane transport. Gene Ontology annotation, cellular component: neuronal cell body; plasma membrane; dendritic spine. The record is from RefSeq and is a predicted model, not a curated record. Gene Ontology annotation, molecular function: small conductance calcium-activated potassium channel activity; calmodulin binding. NCBI's taxonomy places the organism in Eukaryota, Metazoa, Chordata, Mammalia, Carnivora, Felidae.
UGCAGGCGGGUCCGGAGAUCGCCGUAGUCUAUGGUCAUCAAAGACGGAGCCCUGCAUACCUCCCUCUGUCUGGAGAGGUGCCAUUAUCACAUUGAGAGAUAGUAUAUCUUUCCUGUUCCUUGAGUCACGGCUGCCUUUGUGACUUGUUUUGAACAAUAAGAAUCGAUGGAAGUGAAUUCUGGAGCUUGAGAGGCCAGGCCAUAAGAGAACUGGUAGCUUUUGUUUCUUCUUGGAAGCCAGCCUGCCUGUGAGAGAUCAGACUGCCCUGAGCACACACUGCUGUGAGGAGGCCGCAGCUCACCUGGGGGAGGUGAGCCACCUUGCAAAGGCGCGGGGAGGCCCAGAGAGAUUCUUGCUGAGAGAAUUACAAAAGCAUGGACUCCAGCAAGAGGAAAAGUGAAUCCAAGGAAUGGAGUGGGAUAUAAGCAAUAGCGGUGGGGAGGAGGAAGAGGAACAGAAGAGGCGCUGGCGGCCGGCGGCCGCUGAGCAGCCCCCGUACCCUCGAGCAAGCCGCCUCUCCACCGCCGCAGAAGCCAACGGACCUACCCAUUGGGGAAGCCAGAGGGCCAGAGCGCCAGAGCCCGGGGACCCGGCGGCCGGGGGCGCCAGCCCCUCAUGUUCCGCGGAAGGCGCAAAUGUGAUGUCAUGCCCAUUGUUUUGGUGCGCCCGACCAAUCGGACUCUCCGCCUGGAUUCUACCGGAGCCGGCAUGGGCCCUUCCUCGCACCAGCAGCAGGAGUCCCCGCUCCCGACCAUAACGCAUUGCGCAGGGUGCACCACCGCCUGGUCUCCCUGCAGCUUUAACAGCCCUGACAUGGAAACCCCAUUGCAGUUCCAGCGCGGCUUCUUCUCAGAGCAGCCGCCGCCGCCGCGCUCCUCACACCUGCAUUGCCAGCAGCAGCAACAGAGCCAGGACAAGCCGUGCCCGCCCUUCGCGUCCCUCCCGCACCCUCAGCACCACCCGCACCUCGCGCACCAGCAGCCGGGCAGCGGCGGCAGCAGCCCAUGCCUCCGGUGCAACAGCUGCGCCUCCUCCGGUGCCCCGGCGGCGGGGGCGGGGGCGGGGGAUAACCUGUCCCUGCUGCUCCGCACCUCCUCGCCCGGCGGCGCCUUCCGGACCCGCACCUCCUCGCCGCUGUCGGGCUCGUCGUGCUGCUGCUGCUGCUCGUCGCGCCGGGGCAGCCAGCUCAAUGUGAGCGAGCUGACGCCGUCCAGCCAUGCCAGUGCGCUCCGGCAGCAGUACACGCAGCAGCCGGCGUCCGCCUCCCAGUACCACCAGUGCCACAGCCUGCAGCCCGCCGCCAGCCCCACGGGCAGCCUCGGCAGCCUGGGCUCCGGGCCCCCGCUCUCGCACCACCACCACCACCCGCACCCGGCGCACCACCAGCACCACCAGCCCCAGGCGCGCCGCGAGAGCAACCCCUUCACCGAAAUAGCCAUGAGCAGCUGCAGGUACAACGGGGGCGUCAUGCGGCCGCUCAGCAACUUGAGCGCGUCCCGCCGGAACCUGCACGAAAUGGACUCGGAGGCGCAGCCCUUACAGCCCCCCGCGCCCGUCGGAGGAGGUGGCUGCGCGUCCUCCCCGUCUGCAGCCGCCGCCGCCGCCGCUUCGUCCUCAGCCCCGGAGAUCGUGGUGUCUAAGCCGGAGCACAACAACUCCAAUAACCUGGCGCUCUACGGAGCCGGUGGCAGCGGCAGCGCUGGAGGCGGCGGUGGCGGUGGCGGCGGCGGCAGCGGGCAUGGCAGCAGCAGUGGCACCAAAUCCAGCAAAAAGAAGAACCAGAAUAUCGGCUACAAGCUGGGCCACCGGCGCGCCCUGUUCGAGAAGCGCAAGCGGCUCAGCGACUACGCGCUCAUCUUCGGCAUGUUCGGCAUCGUGGUCAUGGUCAUCGAGACCGAGCUGUCGUGGGGCGCCUACGACAAGGCGUCACUGUAUUCCUUAGCUCUGAAAUGCCUUAUCAGUCUCUCCACAAUCAUCCUGCUCGGGCUGAUCAUCGUGUACCACGCCAGGGAAAUACAGUUGUUCAUGGUGGACAAUGGAGCAGAUGACUGGAGAAUAGCCAUGACUUAUGAGCGUAUUUUCUUCAUCUGCUUGGAAAUACUGGUGUGUGCUAUUCAUCCCAUACCUGGGAAUUAUACGUUCACAUGGACGGCCCGGCUUGCCUUCUCCUAUGCCCCAUCCACAACCACCGCUGAUGUGGACAUUAUUUUAUCUAUACCAAUGUUCUUAAGACUCUAUCUGAUUGCCAGAGUCAUGCUUUUACAUAGCAAACUUUUCACUGAUGCCUCCUCUAGAAGCAUUGGAGCACUUAAUAAGAUAAACUUCAAUACACGUUUUGUUAUGAAGACUUUAAUGACUAUAUGUCCAGGAACUGUACUCUUGGUUUUUAGUAUCUCCUUAUGGAUAAUUGCCGCAUGGACUGUCCGAGCUUGUGAAAGGUACCAUGAUCAACAGGAUGUUACUAGCAACUUCCUCGGAGCGAUGUGGUUGAUAUCAAUAACUUUUCUCUCCAUUGGUUAUGGUGACAUGGUACCUAACACAUACUGUGGGAAAGGAGUCUGUUUGCUUACUGGAAUUAUGGGUGCUGGUUGCACAGCCCUGGUGGUAGCUGUCGUGGCAAGGAAGCUAGAACUUACCAAAGCAGAAAAACACGUGCACAAUUUCAUGAUGGAUACUCAGCUGACUAAAAGGGUGAAAAACGCAGCUGCCAAUGUACUCAGGGAAACAUGGCUAAUUUACAAAAAUACAAAGCUAGUAAAAAAGAUAGAUCAUGCAAAAGUAAGAAAACAUCAACGAAAAUUCUUGCAAGCUAUUCAUCAAGCUCGGAAAUUAAGAAGUGUAAAAAUGGAGCAGAGGAAACUGAAUGACCAAGCCAACACCUUGGUGGACCUAGCAAAGACCCAGAACAUCAUGUAUGACAUGAUUUCCGACCUAAAUGAGCGGAGCGAAGACUUUGAGAAGAGGAUUGUUACCGUGGAAACGAAACUGGAGACUUUGAUUGGCAGCAUCCACGCCCUCCCUGGGCUCAUCAGCCAGACCAUCAGGCAGCAGCAGAGAGAUGUCCUGGAGGCUCAGAUGGAGAACUACGACAAGCAUGUCACCUACAACGCCGAGCGGUCCCGAUCCUCGUCCAGGAGACGGCGGUCCUCCUCCACAGCGCCACCAACUUCAUCAGAGAGUAGCUAGAAGAGAAUCAGUUAACCACAAACUAAGACUUUUUGCCAUCAUAUGGUCAAUAUUUUAGCUUUUAUUGUAAAGCCCCUAUGGUUCUAAUCAGCGUUAUCCGGGUUCUGAUGUCAGAAUCCUGGGAACCUGACACUAAGUUUUAGGCCAAAAUGAGUGAAAACUCUUUUUUCUUUUCCUUUCAGAUGCACAAGGAAUGCACCUAUUAUCGCUCUAUAGAUUGUUCCUCCUGUAAUUUCACUAACUUUUUAUUCAUGCACUUCAAACUUUACUACUACAUUAUAUGAUAUAUAAUAAAAAAAAAAGUUAAUUUCUGCA